UUAAGCUGAAGACAUUUUUGCUUACAAAGGGAAACGGCCAGACUGGUACGAACUGGAAAAACAUGGACGACAAAGAAUCGCCUGCCAAGCAUCAAUGUGACAUUUGCGAGAAAAGUUUUGAAUACUCGAGCGAACUUGCGAUGCAUGUUAUAACCCACACAGGUGAAAAACCGUUUCAGUGCAACAUCUGUGGUAAAAAAUAUUUUCAGUAUGGCAGUUUUAUUAAACAUGAGAAACUCCACAUGUCAGAUGAACCUCGCGAAUGUGAUCUAUGCGGUGAAAAGUUCAUUGAUAUCAAAUGUUUUAAUCGACAUUACAAAAUUCAUACGCGAGAGCAACGACGAAAAUGCGAUAUAUGCAAAAAAAUAUUCAGUGGUUCGAGUCACCUCAAACGGCACAAACUUUGCCAUACUGGGGAAAAACCGUACAAAUGCAACAGCUGCGGUAAGACUUUCAAUAAUUCGUACAAUCUCAAGCGCCACGAAAUGAUUCAUACCGGGGAAAAACCGCACAAAUGUCCCGUAUGUGCAAAAACUUUCAGUCAAUUGAGCGACAUGAAACGUCAUGAAGCCAUUCACACUGGAGUGAAAUCAUUCAAGUGUGAUGUGUGUAACAAGUCGUUUGCUCUUCAAGGUAACUUAAAACAACAUAUUCGAACACACACCGGUGAAAAGCCAUACCAGUGUUACGUCUGUCAGAAGACUUUCGGACGAUGUGAUAAUUUGAAGAAACACUUGCAAACACACUUAAACGAAAGUGUCUGAGAAUUUUAUCUGCAUUAUAGGCUCUUUCUGGGAGGCAUUGUCCGUGGACCUAGUGGGGAACUAAGGGGGGUGGGGCAUUCCCUCCACGUUUUCCAUAGAGAAGCUAUUUAUUGGGUAAAAUUCAGCCUUCCACGUAUCGAGUAUAUUCUCGUGCUACUCUCCCCCUUCCCAGAGACCUGUAUUUGUAAGAGUUGGGACACGUAUUGUUGUCUGCAUUUUGCAUUAUGAUCAAAGUGAUUGGGUAGAUAUAGUCACAUGGGCAUCUAGACGCCAUUUUCGUUCCAAAAGCGCAAAUUAUAACCGUCUUUUACAUAGGAAAUAAAUUAUAAAAAAAUGUUUGCUAUGAUUUUUGGUUGUGUUAUAAUAGUGCCAAUCAAAGCAAUGAAGAAUAGAAACAUAUGCGCUCCCUUGUGGCAAAAGCAGUAUUAACGGUGUAUAAAUUACAUCUAAUGCAUCAAAUAAAUGCUUUCAAUUAUAAUGACAUUUAUAAACAACUGAAUUCUAAAUGUAGGGAUCGCUGUCUAUUUGUGAAUUAGAAAAUAAAACAGAAAAUUUGUCUUUCCGCCAUUUAUGGUUUAUAUUUGCUGGCUUUUGGUACAAAAAUGGCGGACGCUAAGGCAAUUUUACUUCCGGUGUCCCAACUUUCCUAAUACAGGGCUCUGCCCUUCCCCCACCUCCUUCACCACUCCUUUUGAGCUGGCUCCGCGAUGUCUGUAGUCGUGAAUUGUUUCUAUUUUAUUAAUACAAAAUUUGUUGAGUUUGAGUAAAACACAAAACAAUUAAUACUGCGUAUAAAGUAAAUAUAUUUUUUCAUUCUAAACGUUUCGAAUAAAAAGUGUUACAUGUCAUCAUUAGUAGAAAAUGGGAACUUUUCAUAAUUUUCAAAUCGUGAUUAACUGUUCAUUCGCAUGUUUUAAAUGAAAUAGCUAAUUCCAGUGAACCAUUUAUACGACGAAUGUCAUAAACAUCUUUGAAUAAUAAUUAGGAAUAAUAAUUAAGAACGAUUAGUAAUUUAACAGUUUUCAAAAAUUUUAUCAUCUAAACUGAAAGAAUAUUUUCAAUCCAAAAGAUUAGCAGACAAAUGUAGCCUGUAAGGAAUGUAUAUAUUUAAAAUGUUCUCAACUAUGUAUAUAAUUGUAAAGCUCAGAUUUAUUAGAUUGUGCAUGCUCUUUAAUUCUUGUGUAAAGGCAUUUGUUUUUUUUUUCAAUGUAAGAAGCAUCCCAUCCCGGGCAAUCAAAUUUGUAAAUCGCUGAGCUUUUGUCCUGUUGACACAUAACACUUGUCAAAACUUUUAGAAUAAAAAUGGUGUGCCGAGUG
This is a messenger RNA of Xenia sp. Carnegie-2017, 2081 nucleotides long. Its product is annotated as putative zinc finger protein 702. The record is from RefSeq and is a predicted model, not a curated record. The transcript has 2 exons. Gene Ontology annotation, molecular function: RNA polymerase II cis-regulatory region sequence-specific DNA binding; DNA-binding transcription factor activity. The coding region runs from base 63 to 764 and encodes 233 amino acids. Gene Ontology annotation, biological process: regulation of transcription by RNA polymerase II. Lineage: Eukaryota; Metazoa; Cnidaria; Anthozoa; Malacalcyonacea; Xeniidae.